Molecule: messenger RNA, 1790 nt
Organism: Calidris pugnax (ruff)
Lineage: Eukaryota; Metazoa; Chordata; Aves; Charadriiformes; Scolopacidae
Product: D(1) dopamine receptor-like
Exons: 1
Coding region: 226-1575 (449 amino acids)
Biological process (GO): adenylate cyclase-activating adrenergic receptor signaling pathway; vasodilation
Cellular component (GO): plasma membrane
Molecular function (GO): dopamine neurotransmitter receptor activity; G protein-coupled receptor activity
Source: RefSeq, a predicted model, not a curated record
AAAAAAAACAUCAAACGCCACGUUGUCAGCAGGAGAUUUGGAAAGGAAUCAGAGCUUCAAGAGCUUUUCCUUGUGCCAGGUUGUCUGGCUGGGUGUGAGAGCUGGGAGGACGGCAGUUGGUGCUUCUGAGAGGUCAGAGGAGCAGCUAAAAGGGGGUUUUGGAGGCUGAUGGGGACUUGAACAGCUGUGGAACCUCUCAAGGGACGGGAACGAAGGGGAGAACCCAUGGAUGCUUUUUACUCCUCCGCGGAAGGAGACGGGCAGGAUGUGAUCAAUGACACCAGUGGUAAGAAGAGCUGGGCAGAGGAAGGCAACUCCAAGUUGUCCUUCCGUGUGGUGACAGCUACUUUGCUUUUCCUCCUCAUCCUCUCCACGCUCCUGGGCAACACCCUGGUGUGUGUGGCUGUGGUCAAGUUCAGACACCUGCGCUCUAAGGUCACCAAUUUCUUCGUUAUCUCCUUGGCGGUGUCCGACCUCUUUGUGGCCGUCCUGGUGAUGCCCUGGAAGGCUGCCACCGAGGUGGUGGGGUUCUGGCCCUUUGGGGCUUUCUGUGACGUUUGGGUGGCUUUCGAUAUCAUGUGCUCCACAGCUUCUAUCCUCAACUUGUGCAUCAUCAGCAUGGACCGGUACUGGGCCAUUUCCAACCCCUUCCGCUACGAGAGGAAGAUGACCCAGCGCGUGGCUUUCAUCAUGAUCGGGGUGGCUUGGUUACUGUCCCUCUUGAUUUCCUUCAUCCCCGUGCAGCUGAAGUGGCACAAGGAUCGUGAGCUCUUUAGCCAAGAGGAGCCAGGUUUUAAUGUCACCUGGGAGGAGGAGAACUGUGAUUCCAGCCUCAACAGGACUUACGCCAUCUCAUCUUCCCUCAUUAGCUUUUACAUCCCCGUUGCCAUCAUGAUUGUGACCUACACCCGCAUCUUCCGCAUUGCCCAGCGGCAGAUCCGCAGGAUCUCCUCCCUGGAGAGGGCGGUGGAACAUGCCCAAAACUGCCACGGCAGUGACUGCCCUCAUGAGGCCUCCCUGAAGAACUCCUUCAAGAGGGAGACCAAGGUCCUCAAGACCCUCUCCAUCAUCAUGGGUGUCUUUGUCUUCUGCUGGCUGCCCUUCUUUGUGCUCAACUGCAUGGUGCCCUUCUGUAACCUUGACCUCCACCAGCCAGGGGAGCUACCUUGCGUCAGUGAGACUGUCUUCAACAUCUUUGUCUGGUUUGGGUGGGCCAACUCUUCCCUCAAUCCGAUCAUUUAUGCCUUCAAUGCAGAUUUCCGGAGAGCUUUUGCCACCAUCUUGGGCUGUGGUUGCCUUUGCCCCAACAAUGCAGUGGAGACGGUGAACUUCAGCAACGAGCUGGUCUCCUACCACCACGACACCACCUACCAGAAGGAAGUGGUGACCCUCAGCUACCCCCAGCUUCUCCCCCACGCUGCUCUGCAGAUGGAAAGCCACGAGGUGGCCUUUGAGAAGGUUUCUCAGGUCUCCGAGCCCUCUCACAACACCUUUCCUGCGGUGAUGCACGUGGAGUGCGACGCGGCAGUUUCGCUGGAGAAGAUCACACCUUUCACCAGCAACGCCUUCGAUUGAGAACAGGGUUGGGAAAAGGGUGGUGGGAUGGUCUUGGGGAAGGAUGGAAGCAGGGACACCAUUGCAGUUGCCUAUUUUCUGAGGAGUUUACAUGGAUAUUGUACUCUGGGCAGUGGUUUGCGUUAGUAAGUGUGGAAAGGUCAGAGUGACUUCCCAGAUGGCUCAGGGGGUUCAGAUGUGUGGGUUUUGUAGCUCGGAUUCAGACCCAACCUGGG